CCGGGCGCCGGCGGCCCCGCGGGACUCGGUGGCUCCAGCUCCGCUGGUGCAGCCCCGCCGCCAGGUUAUUUAUCAGCCUGGGUGCCUGGUUCAGACCGGUUCCCGGAGUGUGCUGUGCGGGGCCAGGUUGUUUUCUUUUCUUUCUUCCCAAAGGGAAUGCACCUGCGAACCCGGCCAGCUCGUCCCAGAAGCCACGCGCUGGAUCCCUGCGGGCCGCCACCCCUGUGGAGGCCUCAAAGGUCCAGGGGCCCUUCUGCUGAGCUGCUGGGCAGCGCAGGCCCGGAGCCGUGGAGUCGGCCGGCCGUCUAUGGACCGAGACCUCCGAAACCGUACCCCAGGGCCUGGGAGAAAGUGCCCAGAAAAGUGUGCGCCUGCCAGUUCCCUGCAGACGCCCUCAGGGCCCACCAGGGGGCGCCCGAGACCGCACUAACCGACCAGGACCUGCUGGAGAACCGGCCGUCCCUGAGAUCUCGGUGGGAAAGCUUGCAUGCAGACUUGCCAUGUGCACGAGGUGAAGGCCAGGGCCCGACGGCAGGAAGGCUGACGAAACUCUCACGAGGGGAGCUGGGCUUUCUGUUGCUUUCUUACCCAGGUGCCACUUCAGAGGAUUUUCUUUGGCUUCUUUGGUCGCAUCCUGCCAAGGUGCACGUGUGCCUGCCUGUGUGCACACCCAAGGAGUCAGACCAGGACCAUGAGCUGGUAGUUCCCUGGAGAAAAGAGCAAAGACUGGUCCUCCCCACUCUCUGGCUCCCUGUCUCGCAGGUGAUGUCUUCUGCUCACACCAUGAUUCACAUCCACCAUGACGUGACACAACCAAGGGACUCUUACGAGAGCCUGAAACAAGGGGGUUGCCAAAUCUUGGACUCUUGGCCCCCCAAACUGUGAGCUAAACAAACCUCUUUUCUUCAUAA
This is a messenger RNA of Sciurus carolinensis (gray squirrel), 911 nucleotides long. RefSeq lists its product as uncharacterized. NCBI's taxonomy places the organism in Eukaryota, Metazoa, Chordata, Mammalia, Rodentia, Sciuridae. The transcript is spliced from 3 exons. The coding region runs from base 157 to 885 and encodes 242 amino acids. The record is from RefSeq and is a predicted model, not a curated record.